AAACACACGGACUACAUGAACAAGAGUGACGACUUCACCAACCUGCUGGAGCAGGAGCGGGAGAGGUUGCAAAAACUCCUUGAACAAGAAAAGGCUUACCAAGCCCGCAAGGAAAAGGAAAAUGCUAAGCGGCUCAACAAACUGAGAGAUGAGCUUGUGAAACGCAAGUCCUUCGCACUCAUGCUGGUGGAUGAAAGGCAGAUGCAUAUCGAGCAACUUGGCCUGCAAAGCCAGAAAGUACAGGACCUGCCUCAGAAACUGAGGGAAGAGGAAGAAAAGCUCAAAGCCAUCACUUCUAAAUCCAAAGAAGACAGGCAGGAAUUGCUCAAGUUGGAAGUGAAUUUUGAACACAAGGCUUUGAGGUUUUCCCAGGAGCAUGAAGAGAUGAAGGCUAAGUUGGCCAAUCAGGAGUCUCACAACAGGCGGCUCAGACUCAAGCUCGUUGGCUUGACUCAAAGAAUCGAGUAGCUGGAAGAGACCAACAAAAAUCUUUGAAAGGCAGAAGUAGAACUUCAGGAACUAAGAGAUAAAAUUGCCAAAGGGGAAUGUGGCAACUCCAGUCUCAUGGCAGAAGUGGAAAAGCUUCGGAAGCACGUACUUGAGAUGGAGGGUAAAGAUGAGGAGAUCACGAAAACCGAAUCCCAGUGCCGGGAGCUGAGGAAGAAGCUGCAGGAAGAAGAGCAUCAUAGCCGAGAGCUCAGACUUGAAGUUGAGAAGUUACAGAUGAGGAUGUCUGAGCUGGAGAAACUGGAAGAAGCAUUCAGCAAGAGUAAAUCGGAGUGCACCCAGCCGCAUUUAAAUCUGGAGAAAGAAAAGAACUUAACCAAGGACCUGCUCAGUGAAUUGGAGGUAGUCAAAAAGAGUCGGGUUAAAGAAACGGAAUGUUCUGAAAGUCGAUUGGAAAAGGCCUAACUAAGCCUAAAAGACGAUCUUACAAAGUUGAUCUUUACCGUGAUGCUGGUUGAUGAAAGGAAAAACAUGAUGGAAAAAAUAAAGCAAGAAGAGAGAAAAGUGGAUGGACCCAAUAAAAAUUUUAAGGUGGAGCAAGGCAAGGUUAUGGAUGUCACGGAAAAACUCAUCGAAGAAAGAAAGAAGCUUUUAAAACUGAAAUCUGAAAUGGAGGAAAAGGUAUACAAUUUGACAAAAGAGAGAGGUGAGUUAAUAGGCAAACUGAAAAGUGAAGAAGAAAAAUCCUCUGAAUUAAGCUGCAGUGUUGACUUAUUAAAGAAGAGACUUGAUGGGAUCGAGGAAGUGGAGGGAGAAAUAACAAGAGGAAGGUCUCGAAAAGGACCUGAGCUCACCUGCCCAGAAGAUAACAAAAUUAAGGAGCUAACACUUGAAAUUGAGAGACUGAAAAAACGUCUCCAACAAUGGGAGGUGGUGGAAGGGGAUAUGAUGAAGACAGAAGAUGACGGCCAGCUGGAGCAGAAAUUUAGAAGCGAGAAGGAUAAGGCCAACUUCUCUCAACAGCUGGAGGAGAUAAAACACCAAAUCGCCAAGAAUAAAGCAAUAGAGAAAGGUGAGGCGGUGAGCCAGGAGGCCGUGCUGAGACACAGAUUUCGGCUGGAAGAAGCUAAAAGUCGAGACUUAAAAGCAGAAGUCCAAGCCCUUAAAGAGAAGAUUCAUGAACUGAUGAACAAAAAAGAUCAGCUUUCUCAGCUCCAAGUGGAUUAUUCUGUCCUUCAACAAAGAUUUAUGGAAGAAGAAAAUAAGAACAAGAACAUGGGGCAGGAACUCCUCAAUGUGACCAAAGAGUUGGAGCUGUCCAAGCGGUACGGCCGCGCUCUCCGACCCAGUGUGAACGGGAGGAGGAUGGUGGAUGUCCCCGUGACGUCCACCGGUGUCCAGACGGAUGCUGUUGGCAGCGAAGCGGCGGAGGAGGACACGCCAGCAGUGUUUAUACGCAAAUCCUUUAAAGAAGAAAACCGUAUCAUGAGUAACCUUCGACAGGUGGGACUGAAGAAACCGAUGGAACAUUCCUCUGUCCUAGACAGGUAUCCGCCCGCGGCCAACGAGCUCACCAUGAGGAAGUCUUGGAUUCCAUGGAUGAGGGAAAGGGAGAAUGGGCCCCCGGUGACUCAAGAGAAGGGGCCUCGAGCCGGUUCCAGCCCGGGGCACCCAAGAGAGCUGGUUCUUUCGCCCAAGCAGGGCCAGUCCCUGCACAUUCGAGUGACGCCAGACCGUGAGAACAGCACUGCCACUUUGGAGAUUACGAGCCCCACGGCGGAAGAAUUUUUUUCCAGUACCACGGUCGUUCCCACCCUAGGGAAUCAGAAACCGAGGAUAACCCUUAUCCCAUCACCAAAUGUCAUGUGUCAGAAACAGAAAAGCAGAGAUGCUACUCUGAGCGCGGAGCGAGCCAUGUCCCCAGUCACAAUUCAGAAAGCGGAAGGGUUUGCGGACAGGCCCACAUCCCCCUUUCAGAUCAUGACCGUGUCCACAUGGGCGGCCUCGGCGGACAUCGCUGUCCCUCCCGAAUCCCAGGAAAUGCCCGUGGGAAGGACUGUCCUCAAGGUCACCCCGGAGAAGCAGACUGUGCCAACCCCUGUCCGGAAGUACAACUCCAAUGCCAAUAUCAUAACCCCGGAAGACAAUAAAAUUCACAUUCACUUAGGUUCUCAGUUUAAGCGAGCCCCUGGGACUUCAGCUGAAGGAGCAAGCCCGGUGAUCACUGUCCGACCUGUCAACAUGACGGCGGAGAAGGAGGUGUCCACCGGCACCGUCCUUGGCUUGCCCAGGAGCCAUGGCGCGAGCAAAGUGACCAGCACCAUCACCAUUACACCGCUCACGACCUCAUCGGCCAGAGGAACCCAGUCAGUGUCGGGACAAGACGGGUCAUUCCAGCGGCCUACAACCACCCGCAUUCCUAUGUCAAAAGGUAUGAAAGUAGGAAAGGUAGUAGUGGCAGCCCCAGGAGCAGGAAAUCUGACCAAAUUCGAGCCUCGAGCUGAGACUCAGUCUAUGAAAAUAGAGCUGAAGAAAUCUGCAGCCGGCAGCGCUACCUCUCCUGGAGGGAGGAAGGGCUGAGGGCAGUGGUGGAGGGUGUAUGUCGUGCAGAUGUUACUGCUGCCCUCUGUUCGUGCCAACUCUCUACAUGUACUAAUUUAAGUUUUCAAUAUCUUGUUCAUAAAAUAAUCAACGAAUAGCCAUGUGUCUUUCCUAUUUUGUGGAUUUGUUUUGA
This is a messenger RNA of Kogia breviceps (pygmy sperm whale), 3181 nucleotides long. The record is from RefSeq and is a predicted model, not a curated record. Lineage: Eukaryota; Metazoa; Chordata; Mammalia; Artiodactyla; Physeteridae.